AUGAUCAAGUCUGCCGCGUUCUCGUCGGCGCGCUACGAGAGUCCAGAGGAGGCGCGUGGAAAGUUCCGUGUCGACGCAAUCUGGGACUGCAAUGCCCCGAAAUAUCGCGUCGCGUGCCAACAACUCCAUGUUACCAAGGUAAGCGGAUGCUUGGACUGACGUCAAUCCAGGCGGAAGAAAUUCAUAAAUAUUCAAAAGGGCAUUCGAUGCUCUGCGAGAAAAAUUUAAAGAUUUUUGAACGGAAUGACGAAAGCGCGUUUUGCAGGCCACGAAGUACAUCGGAAUGACCCAAUUGUUCGUUAUCGCCCUCUUCUCGGUUUCUCUUCUGUUCGCCUACACUUCGGCUCUGAAGAUCGAGGAAUCCGGCGAAGGAACCAAGGAAUGGUCCAUCAACUACUACAUGGCCCGUUACGUAUCCUCCCUGCUCUCGGCACUGACUCUCCAACUCGGACUUGUAAGCACAUAUGCUUCUCUCCGAAUGUUCUCUCAUCUCGUUGCAGGUGUUGAUGAUGCUCCACGGAGUUCGUACCAACCGCCGUUCCCUGCUCGUCCCGUACAUUGCCUUCGCGGCCAUCGCUCUUUUCCUUGCUAUUUUCCAAAUUUCCCUUGACAUUAUCAACUUUGUCGAUACCAAGGCAUAUCAGAAAAUUGGAGGCGAGAACCCGGCCUCGGCCAUCCUCGUUCACUUCAUCGGAGUUCUCGUUCAUGUCUGGUGCAUGAAGGUCGUCUGCAAAUGCUACUCAUUCUACGGAGACAAGAACGUUAGUGCUGACCCUCAACAUGUAUUUUCAAUUCUAAACUAUUCUUUUGAAGGUCGCUGAAGCCAUUGGUCAGCAGCUGCAAUCCACCUCGGUCGCUUUCGCCGUCGAUUUCACCCGUCCACCACCGUACUCCCGUUUGCCAACCGAUGUCCAACCACUCACCCAGGCCUAA
Messenger RNA from Caenorhabditis sp. 36 PRJEB53466, 933 nucleotides. NCBI's taxonomy places the organism in Eukaryota, Metazoa, Nematoda, Chromadorea, Rhabditida, Rhabditidae. The record is from the annotation of a GenBank genome assembly.